UUCCACGCGGGGAGAGAAUUUGGGGUAACGGGGAAGCUUUUCGCCUGCAGACUCUGACCAGGGCCCUGACUGCGCUUUGCAUGCCUCGCAAAAGCAUAUAAUGUGACGACGCCCGUACUCUGAAUAUCAUCAGGUCUAGCUCUACUCACUUGUUCUUCUCCAGCUGUCGCCAUGGCUCCUUCUGCUGCACACGCGACUGAGGGUGUCGCCUCCCCCAUGGACUCGACGAGCCUGAAGGCUGUACCGCCAUUCUGGAAGAGAAAGAACGGGACGCUGCUCUACUUCCUCCUCACCUCAUCUCUGUUGGCGAGCGCCACACUUGGAAUUGACGGGUCAAUGACUAACAACAUGCAAGUGCUGCCAGCAUGGCAAGAAAAGUUCGACCACCCCACGGGGUCAACGCUUGGGUUCUUCGGAGCCUCGAAUGCGAUCGGCGGCGUCAUUCCCUUCAUCUUCCUCAGCUGGAUUGGGGACAAAUUCGGUCGCAGGCUGCCAACCGCACUUGGAUCCGUCAUCAUCAUCGCUGGAGCCCUGAUCCAGUUCUUCGCUACCUCCCUCGGCAUGUUCAUCGGAGGCAAGAUCGUCCUUGGCUUUGGGUCCUCCUUGAUCCAGAUGGGUGCACCAGUGCUGGUCACAGAGCUGAGCCAUCCGAAAGAGCGCGUCCAGGUCACAACCUUCUACAACACCUCUAUUCCACUUGGCUAUGUUAUUGGGGCGUGGGCGACCUAUGGUACUUUUCGAAUCGACGGCGAGUGGUCAUGGAAACUCCCCGUGCUGGUUCAGAUCAUCCCCUCUGCAUACCAGCUCUCGCUCAUCUUCUUCUGCCCGGAAUCGCCACGAUGGCUUGUGGCCAAGGGCCAGCCGGAAAAGGCACGAGAGAUCCUCGUCAAGUAUCACGGCGAAGGCGAUCCGGAUUCAGAGCUGGUCAAUUUCGAGUACACCGAGAUCCAGCAGGUCAUCACCAAGGAGCUGGAACAGAAUAUGACCUGGAAGGAGUUCUUCUCGUCGAUCCCCAACAUCAAGCGGAUAUCUCUGUGCUUCGCGACAGCCGUCUUUAGCCAGAGCUCUGGAAACCUUCUGGUCUCCAACUACCUAACGCAGAUUCUCAAGGACACGGGCAUUGAAGCUGAGUCUGACAUCACGCUGAUCAAUUGUAUGGUGACCCUUUGGCAGUACCUCGUCUCUCUCGGUGUCACCGUGCUUAUCGAUCGUUUCAAACGACGGACAUUCUUCCUCACGGGAUCCGGAGGAGUUCUGAUCACUUUCAUCGCAUGGACAAUUGCCGCGCAGCAAUAUCUCGACAAGGACUCACUCUCCGCCGGCCGCGUCGUCUUGGCAUGCAUCUUCCUCUUCCAAGGCUUCUACACCUGCGCCUGGACAAACUUGGUCGUCACAUACCCCCUGGAGCUAGUGACAUACAGGAUGCGCGCAAAGACGUGGUCAUUCGUUCUGCUCACUAUCCAGGUCGCCUCCAUCUUUGGUGGAUAUGUCAAUCCCAUUGGGCUGGAGGGCAUCGGGUGGAAGUUUUACAUCUACUACUGUGUCUGGGUCGCGUUCGUGUUUGCAAUUGUCUACUUCUUCUUUGUCGAAACUUCUGGCCCGACGCUGGAGGAGCUUACGUUUUUGUUUGAGGGUAAGUCGGAGAUGGCGCGGACUAUCAAGGAGGUUAAGGAGGUCAGGGCGGAGCAUGCUGAGUGGGAGACCAAGAGUGUUUGAGAGAAUGGUUGUCGGGAUCAUAAAAGACAGCCGCUGUAACAAGUUUAUCGCAAAUAAUCAAGUUAUGGGUACAACCUACUUGUUGUCCAGAUGUGCAAAUCAUGCUGCAAGAAUGAUCCAACCAUACCUUUGCUAG
This is a messenger RNA of Aspergillus calidoustus, 1852 nucleotides long. NCBI's taxonomy places the organism in Eukaryota, Fungi, Ascomycota, Eurotiomycetes, Eurotiales, Aspergillaceae. The record is from the annotation of a GenBank genome assembly.